GGCUAAAUAAUGGUGCUUUUGCUAUGAUUCAGUGGUUCCAUGAUCCGAAUUAUGGAUGCCAAAUUCUCCGUUUCUAGGUCUUUUCUUCCCUCGUCCGAUCGAGCUUCCUUCCUCUAUGGCUUAUAUACCCAUUGAUUUGCGCGGAAAGUUUUGGAGAUUUAGGUGUUUACAAGGUGUUCGAUAGAAUGACUGAGAGACAUACCUAAAACUUGUUCGUUUCUUCUCAUAGAGCCGUUUAGUUUGUAGACUCUUACAUGUUUACUAUAAUUAAGUUUAGUCUGCGAUAUGUGUGUGUGUGCAGAAGGUAUACAAAAAAAAUGAUUUAUUAGAUAAAUAUGGCUUCGGUUCACGAACUGGGACGAUUUGGACGAGCCAGAAGUUUUCUGACUCGCCAAAAACGUGCUGCAGACGGGUUAGACUGGAAUCGGGCGCCCGAUCGAGCCCGAGGCUGCCCGUUUUGCACCCCUAGUCCGAAGUUACUUUGUGUGUGACUGUGUAUCCUUUUUUUUUAUUUGUUUCUUCCCUUUUCAGUUUUUGUCCCUCCGGUGAUUGUUUCUCCGAGUCCUUCCUGUUCUCGCGACGAUGUCGAGAUUCAGGAUUGCAAAUGCCUUUCCCUUCUCGAGGUUCUUCAGGCAGCUUGAGCAAGAGGCGGAAACUGUGAUCAAUGUUCUGCAGCCUGGACCAUUAGGGAUCAUAGAACACAAGUUCUCGGCCCAGGAAAUUCGCGAGGCUAAAGCUACAAUCCAUAGAGCUGUGGAGAACUGGCGGAGGCAUGCUGAGCAAGAGACCAACAAUGGUGUCUUAAAAGACUACAUCUCUAAGUGAAGUCAAAGUCAACCCAUUUCAAGUAACCCACAGUUUCAGCUCAAGAAGACGAGAAAAGGGAAAGGUUCUGUCUUUGUAAUAAUAUAAGACAAGCCAGAUCUAGGAAUUUUCCAGAUACAUUCAUUACGGUACAUCAUUGGAAUGAUUUGAUAAAAUAUGAUAUACUAUAUAACCUAUGAAGAAUUCUCAACCA
Molecule: messenger RNA, 1018 nt
Organism: Tarenaya hassleriana
Lineage: Eukaryota; Viridiplantae; Streptophyta; Magnoliopsida; Brassicales; Cleomaceae
Exons: 3
Coding region: 583-825 (80 amino acids)
Source: RefSeq, a predicted model, not a curated record